AUGAAGGACGACAGCAGGGCAACUGUGUCGUCGCUGACUAGGCCUCGACCAAUACACUACCCAUUUUGGUUUGGUGGCAGCGCAAGUAGUAUGGCCGCCUGCGUAACGCAUCCCCUCGAUCUCGUUAAGGUCCGCCUCCAAACCCGCACAGGCGCCAUGCCCUCAACAAUGAGCGGCACCUUCAUGCACAUCCUCAAGCACGCCGGCCCCCGGGGCCUCUACAGCGGCCUCUCAGCCUCCCUCCUCCGCCAACUGACCUACUCGACAACCCGCUUCGGCAUCUACGAGGAACUCAAAACCCGCUUCGUCUCGAAAAAGACCGACCCGCUCACCGGCAAACCUAGCCCGCCCUCGCUCCCCUUACUCAUCGCCAUGGCCUCGACCUCGGGUUUCGUCGGCGGCAUCGCCGGCAACGCGGCAGACGUGCUCAACGUGCGCAUGCAGCACGACGCCGCGCUGCCCGCCUCGCAACGGCGCAACUACGCGCACGCGCUCGACGGCCUGGCGCGCAUGGUACGCGAGGAAGGCGUUGGCGCGCUGUUCCGCGGCGUGUGGCCCAACAGCGCGCGCGCCGCGGCCAUGACGGCUAGCCAGCUGGCGAGCUACGACGUGUUCAAGCGGACGCUGCUGCGGGUCGCGGGCAUGCAGGAUGGUCUCGCGACGCACUUCACUGCGAGUUUUCUUGCCGGGGUGGUGGCGGCUACCGUGACGAGUCCGAUUGAUGUCAUCAAGACGCGGGUGAUGUCGGCGUCGGGGGGAAACCACGGGGUGGUGGGUGUGUUGCGCGAGGUGUAUGCCAAGGAGGGGAUGCGGUGGAUGUUUAAGGGCUGGGUGCCCAGUUUUUUGAGGCUAGGGCCACAAACGAUCUGUACAUUUCUCUUUCUAGAAUCUCAUCGCAAGAUUUACAGGAAGAUCAACGGGAUAGAGGAUCCGGCGUAA
Molecule: messenger RNA, 939 nt
Organism: Parathielavia appendiculata
Lineage: Eukaryota; Fungi; Ascomycota; Sordariomycetes; Sordariales; Chaetomiaceae
Product: mitochondrial carrier
Exons: 4
Coding region: 1-939 (312 amino acids)
Biological process (GO): malate transmembrane transport; phosphate ion transmembrane transport; oxaloacetate transport
Molecular function (GO): succinate transmembrane transporter activity; sulfate transmembrane transporter activity; antiporter activity
Source: RefSeq, a predicted model, not a curated record